AUGGGUGAUGAAUUUCCAGUACCUAAACCUAAAGUAAGAAUGGAAGGUAAUGUAUUAACAGAAGAGGAAUACUUGCGAAGAUUAGAAAUAAUAAUAAAAAGAGACUAUUACCCUGAAUUAUUCAAACUUGAUAAAAUGAAAAAUGAAGAUGGGUAAUAUUUUUAAAUAAUCAGAAAUUAGAAAUCUCGAUGAAAAUAUGUCUUUAAGUCAAUUCUUGAGCACUUACACUUCUGAUGAAAAUGUUACAUUAAAUCAAAUAAUAACAAAGAAUGAUGAUUAAUGGUAUUAGAAACAUGCAUGGAUGUUUUAAGUAGAAGAAUAACAUAAACUUAAAUAAGCAGCACUUCAAUCAGAUAAAUUAUAGCAUAUGAUAGAAGGAAAUAGAGAAAAUAACAUCCAAUUAAAUGAAUACAAAGCUUUGAAUCCAUUGUAUUUUAGAAUGGACCCUAGAAAUGAAAAGUAUAAAUAAAAUGUAUUUAGAUUACAACCAGCAAUCUAAGAACUAAAAGAGACAGACAAUUCAUUAAAUUUAUAAAAAGUGGAGAUAAAGAAUACAAGAUUCUCUGAUCAUCAUAAACCUUUAGAAUUUGCAAUUAAUUAAAUAGACCAAAAAUUGUAAAAGAGGAAACUUUAAGAAUGUUUAAAUGCAUAGGGUGUUAAUGUCUUUUAUGGAAGUACUCCAAAUUUGGUUGGAGCCUAAAGGUUUGAAGAUGAUGACAUGUUAGGUCUUUUUUCACCUGCUCCUCAAAAUAUGAAAACUCCAUUGAUGACUUGGGGAGAAAUUGGAGAAACUCCAGUCUAAUUAGAUAGAUCUUAUAUGAUUCCUCCAAGUUCUUAAAGAGAUAAAGUGGGUUCGAAUCUCACUUAAUAAUUGAAUGUUAAGAAGAGAAAUGAAUAGAAAUAAUAAGAAGAGUAUGAAUUCAUUCUAUUUUAAGAUUACUAAAGAGAAGGUUGAGUUCAAUCACACCUCAUAGAAUUAGUAGUUCCAUUUCCUCUAGAGUCAAUUCUGAAUAAAUUAAGAACUUUUUAGAUAGAAGAGGCUCUACCAAUCAUUUUACUCCCUUAGGCCCUAAGAGCAAGAACAUCAAAAAAUAAUGAAUUAUAUAUGGUCGAUCUUUUG
Molecule: messenger RNA, 1120 nt
Organism: Paramecium sonneborni
Lineage: Eukaryota; Ciliophora; Oligohymenophorea; Peniculida; Parameciidae
Source: the annotation of a GenBank genome assembly